ACGAAUCAACAACACCUGAAAAAAAAUAAGAAAAAUUAAAAAAAAAAUGAGUUUAAAUAAUAAUGAUGGAUCUCAUCCAUCAUAUCAACUUACCACAAAAUCCGUCGGACGUCAAUUAUCGCGAGCACCACGUUUAAAAUUAAUGACCAAUGUUGAGGCACAAACUCGAUUGCAGCUCCAAAGACGUCGAUUUUCGGAUGAUCUACGACUGGAAUGUUUUCAAAGGAAUUUGAAUCCUCGAACUUUAAGAGUAACUCCAAUGUCUUUAACAACGAUACAGGAUAUGUCUCCUCAAGCUUCAGCUAAUAAUACCAAUACAGGUCCUGAUUUCAAUUUAAGACGAGUUUCAUCAUUGAGAGAUCCUGAAGAUGAUAAAUACCUUAAAUCAAAGAUGACUAAAAAAUACCUUUCCACUGUUUAUGCGCUUUGUUAUUGCAUCUUCAUAAUUGUCUUUUCACUUUUAAUCUUCAUCGGAGAUGCUGUUAUUGGAUUGAAUCCUGUUCCGGAAAUCUACUGUUUAUUACUUCUCUGUGUUAGUUUCGUUUAUUUGAUAUUUCUGUUCAUCCGAGUGCGUCAACAUGUCUUACUGAUCAAAAAAAUCGCAAAGACCAAAGAAGAUCGGCAUUUGGAGUUUGAGAAACGUCUAUCGGAAAUCACCAUGGAUGCGAUUCAGAAUGGAAAACCAAUCAAUGAUGUUAAUAUUGAGUUUCCAGACUAUUCAAACAUCGAAGAAGAGAAAGAAGAGCACAAUUAUUGCUUCGUUACUGGAAGACAUGGAGAAUUCUUUUACCUGAAAAUUGGAGCUGCAUGGUUUUGUUUAGGGUUGACGAUCCAUUCGACGUUAUUUGUGUGCUACCAUACACUUUUCCUGCUAUCAGACGAUCCACUUUUGAUCAAAUGCUCUUCCAUUACAACUCUGAUGCUCGAGAUCCUGUUUCCACUUCAUGCGAUUUUCAAUCUUUUCUUCAUUUUCAAGUAUUGUAACUUGAUAAUCAAUGAGUUUCGUGGAUUAGCUCGGUUUGGACUGAUGCACAGCAUUGGGACAGCAAUGUCCUUUUGGAUCUAUACAAUUGUCCGGGAGACAACUGAUGCCAUUUACAUCAAGGAACAUAAGAAAAGUGGCAGUUUUUGGAUUGAAAAUGAAUUGAAUGUGACAGAUCCGCGUGAAGGUGUUCCAAUUAUCGCUUGUCCUGGACCAGAAGCAUUAAAUACUGUAUUUGAACAUUUUUCGCCUUAUUUGUAUCCAUUUAUAAUUGAGUUUAGCAUCUUAAUGGCUGGCAUUUUCUACAUGAUGUGGUCUAAUAUCAGCAAAUGCCCGAGAAAAGAUGAAACAAAUGAAGAGUUUUUUGAAUUUCAUGAUUUAGUUCCGACACCUCAUACGCCGCUAGAUGAGCCAAGAACGUCGAGAAGUUAUUCGGGAGUUACACAGCGACAAAGGAGUUUGCAUGAAACGCAUAGUCAAGGCAAUAAUGUCAUUUACUUGGAUUGUCAGGGCGCGAAUCGAGGAGUUUUUGCCGCGAUGCUUCUCAUUGUUGCCACAGUCGUUACCAUUAUCUUACUCUUCAUUGCCGUGAGUGAAAAAAAAUACGAAGAUAUCGGUCUCGCCAUCAGCUCAAUCUAUGAAAUUAUUGUCCUGAGUACGAUGUUGACCACGACAAUACUGGCCUACUUUCAAACCUCGAAGCUUGAUAUCGUGCAUCAUAAAGUUUCGUAUCUUGACGAUGUUUUACUUUUUAUUGCAGUGCCAGCUUUCAUGUCUCUUACCAUUUUGACUCUCAUACCGGCGAUAAAGAACGCUACGUAUCUCACAACAAUCUCGUCAUUGCUGGAUCUGAGUCAGAUUCUGGUGCAAACGCCCUGGCUUAUCGAUGGAUUGCGACGUUGUGCUAAUACAGUCGAAAAUAAACGAAAUAAACCUGGAAGAGCACUUGUUACGUUUCUAAUUGGCGCCAAUUUGACAUUGUGGUUCUUUCAUACGUUUCAUGUGAAAAAUGUAGCUUCCAGAGAUGAACGCUAUGACUUUUACGGCGAUGUGCCUUGGACUAUUUUGAGUCAUUUGAUGACGCCGUUGAUUAUGUUCUACAGAUUUCAUUCGUCCGUGUGUUUAGUGGAUAUUUGGAAAAACUCAUAUGAACCAAAUUCGCAUUGAAAUGUGGAAGAUCUUUCGACCAUCGCAGUAUUAAUAUCGGUUAGUUAGUUUUUAUCUUAGAUCUUCGAAACAUUAGGAAAGAAGUACAUUGAGUCUCUGAAGAUCAAUUUUUGUAGAAUUUCUUAAUAAAUUUUGAAAAU
Messenger RNA from Culicoides brevitarsis, 2289 nucleotides. RefSeq names its product proton channel OtopLc-like. Gene Ontology annotation, molecular function: proton channel activity. The record is from RefSeq and is a predicted model, not a curated record. The transcript is spliced from 4 exons. Gene Ontology annotation, cellular component: membrane. NCBI's taxonomy places the organism in Eukaryota, Metazoa, Arthropoda, Insecta, Diptera, Ceratopogonidae. Gene Ontology annotation, biological process: proton transmembrane transport. The coding region runs from base 47 to 2149 and encodes 700 amino acids.